This is a messenger RNA of Aspergillus glaucus CBS 516.65, 681 nucleotides long. RefSeq lists its product as uncharacterized. Bases 1 to 681 code for a protein of 226 amino acids. The record is from RefSeq and is a predicted model, not a curated record. Lineage: Eukaryota; Fungi; Ascomycota; Eurotiomycetes; Eurotiales; Aspergillaceae. The transcript has 6 exons.
AUGUACACUCUCGCAAGCCUCACCACCCUCGCUCUUCUCGGACUUGCCAACGCCCAGUCCAAUAUCGGCUUCGGUCCUGCGUUCUCUCUCGGUCCUACCCAGUCAUGGAUCCGUGAAGCAAACACCACCCUCGUGCUUCCUGAAAUCCCAAGCAAGGAAGCUGAUCGACUCGCUCUCUGGCCUGGAAUGGGAACCAGUAGCGGUGACUUGAUCCAGGCGCUUGCUGUUUCUUUCUCUGAUCCGAACGCGAACUGCGGCGCUAGUGCUGGACAGUGGUGUACAUGGGCUAGUACUCUUCAGGGACAGCAGCUCGGUGGCAAAGAGGUUCCUGCCAAUCCCGGCGACGAGCUUGUCAUGCAUUAUGAGUACAACGAUGAGACCGGCAAGUAUGACCAGACCGUCUCCAUCAACGGAGAGGUCAUCUCGAGCCUCUCGACCAAGUCCGGUCAAGCCCAAGGCUGGGGUACGGCCGUCGAAUGCCAGGAUGAUGCCUGCGAGAACACCCGCGUUGCUGCGCACCAGUACAAGUCGACCACCAUCGUCCUCGACUCCGCUGACUCUUCGUUCAAGGACACGCUUGGCCUCACGGAGGCCGACUCGUCGGACUUUACUACUAGCGACAACGGAAAGACUUGGACUGUCGAGACUAUUAACAUUCAUGCGCACACUUACAACCUUUAA